Physella acuta is the source of this 7626-nucleotide messenger RNA. RefSeq lists its product as uncharacterized. Gene Ontology annotation, biological process: fatty acid biosynthetic process. NCBI's taxonomy places the organism in Eukaryota, Metazoa, Mollusca, Gastropoda, Physidae. Gene Ontology annotation, molecular function: fatty acid synthase activity; 3-oxoacyl-[acyl-carrier-protein] synthase activity. The record is from RefSeq and is a predicted model, not a curated record.
AUGGCUACAGCAACACAAGAGGAAAUAGUCAUCAUUGGUGCUGGGUUCAAAGGUCCAGGGGCAGAGAAUCUGGAGGAGUUUUGGGCGCUUCUGGAAAAGGGAGAGAAUAAACUUGUAGACAUCCCUAAAGAGAGGUGGAACCAUGACUCUUUCUACGACCCUGAGCGGAUGAGACUAGGAAAAACUUACGCAACGAAGGCAGGCCUCGUGGAAAGACCUUAUGAGUUUGACAACACUUUGUUCAACAUCAAUGAAGUGGAGGCCGACCAAACAGAUCCACAACAACGCUGGGCCUUGGAAUGUUCGUACAGGGCGAUAGAGCACGCUGGUCUCACGCGAGCGAUGCUUCAAGGUUCGAACACAGGCGUGUAUAUAGGCGCCAUGAACUGUGACUACCGGAGCCAGUUCCCGGCCAGAUCGUCCACGGUCGACAACUACACCAUCACGGGCGUGUCCAACGCCAUCAUCAGCGCCCGUGUGUCCUACUGCUUCGAUCUGAGAGGUCCUGCCAUGGUGCUUGAUACAGGAUGUUCCUCGGCCCUCACAGCCAUACACACCGCAUGCCAGGCUUUAAGAUCAGGUGACUGUGAUCUAGCACUAGCUGGUGGCACCAACUUUAUCUUCUCACCUGACAUUUUCACCCACCUGAGCAAGGCCGGCAUGCUCUCACCCACGGGACAGUGCCACGCCUUUUCUGACAAAGCAGACGGCUACGCCCGGGGAGAGGGGUGCGGCAUAGUCGUUCUCAAAAGACUUUCAGACGCCGUAAAAGAUAAAGAUCAGAUACUAGCAACCAUAGCAACAGGCACUAACCAAGAUGGCCGCACGGUGACCCCAAUCUCCGCCCCAUCUAAAGAGCAGCAGAAAAGAUUGCUAGAGAAAAUACACGGACAUUCAAACCCAGAAGAACUGGACAAGCUCGACUACAUAGAAGCCCAUGGUACAGGAACGGUUGCAGGCGACCUGGUCGAGACGACGGCUUUGGGAGAAUUUUUUCUGAGCAGAAACUCGACCAACAUGAAGUACAUCGGGUCCGUCAAAUCAAACAUCGGUCACUUGGAGUCUGCUGCAGGCAUAGCUGGACUCAUCAAAGUCCUGUUGAUGUUCCGGCACAAUAAGAUUGUCCCAUCGCUGUUCACAGACUCUCUUAACAAAAAUUUAAAGUUUGAAAAGUUUAAUUUUGUGGUCCCAGAUAAGGUAGUUCAAUGGAACAAGAAAGACAAGAUUGCUUGUAUUAAUUGCUUUGGUUUUGGUGGAUCAAACUGUCAUGCUAUUGUUAAGACUUUUACAGAACAAUGUCGUGGAGAGGAAAAACAGAACCUUGAAAAUAAUGAACACUGUGUCGUCUGUUUUUCGGGUAAGAAUGAAAAAUCUCUAAAAGGAAGCAUGACAGACUUUAUAAAGUACGACAACGUUGAGAAGAUGAGUCUACAAAAUGUGGCAUACACUUCAUCAGUAAGACGCCAGCACUACAGUAAUCGGCGAGCUUUUGUUGCAAACAGCAUGCAAGAUCUCAUCAGUCAAAUACAACGACAGAUCAAAAGCGAGCCAUUAAUUUUAAAAAGAAGAUCUGUUGUUUUUGUAUUUGGUGGGAUGGGAACCAACUGGAAAGGAAUGUGCCAGGAACUGAUUAAAAAGUUCGAAAUUUUCCGUUUAACUAUUCAAGAAAUUGAUAUUUUUCUGGCGAAGUAUCAAAACAUUUCUUUGUUGAAAUUCUUCGAAGACGGGGCUAGCUUCGAUAAUGAUUUGAUUUCCCCUUUGGCUAUUUUUGCUUGCCAGAUUGGCCUGGCUAGAUUAUGGAAAAGUUUGAAGGUUGAGCCGAACUACAUUGUUGGUCAGUCUGUUGGUGAAGUGGCCGCCGCUUACUUCGCUGGUCAUUUGACUCUGGAAGAUGCCGUCAAAGUGGUGUAUCAUAGGUCGUCUGUUCUAUGUAAGGCAACAGGGGGCAAAAUGGUGGUUGUUCGGAACAUGGAACUUCAUCUUGUUGAAGAAAUACUUGUGAAAUACCAAGGGAGAGCAAACAUCUCAGUGGUGUACAGUCCCGUGUCGUGUGCCAUCAGCGCUGAUGCUGAUGUGAUGGACUGCAUCAAACAAGACAUAGCACACGCAGCUGAAGGUAUACAAACUAAUGUAAAACUGACUGAUUUAAAGGUUCCGGCAGCCUACCAUAGUCACCAUAUGGAAGAAGGGAAAGCCCAGUUGAAAGACCUUCUCACAGACCUUCAAUGCAACCCAGCUAGUCAGACUUCUUGCAUGAUAUCUACUGUCACUGGGGAACACGUUACUGGACCUCUAGGUGCCCAGUAUUGGGCAAACAACUUAAGAGACAAAGUACAAUUCAAUGGCGCUCUCAGCAAAACAUACAAGAAAGAUCAUACAAAUAUUUACAUUGACAUUAGCCCCAAACCAGUUUUGCAAGCGCAUGCGCAAGACAUAUUUCCAGGAGAAAACCCUGUUGUAAUUUCCUCCAUGACAGGGUCCUCAGAAUGCAAAACAUUUUUAGAAGGCGUGGCUGUGGCCUUUUCAUACGGUGUAGACAUCAAUUGGCCUCUAGUUGUACCAGCCCGAACUUCCUUGACACCGGUACCACGAUACCAUUUCCAGAAAAGGCAUGGCAUCACAAAAAGCGAGGCUGCUCACGUGAUACUCUCUGGUGUUGAUCCGUUCCAGAUUCGGCAUCCAUUUUUGUACAAGAUCAACAGCAGCAACUAUAUCGCUGUCGUGUCGCCACUUGUUUUUAACUCAGUGUACGACCACACUGUGUCUGAUAGUCCCAUCCUACCGGGCGCUUUUUACACAGAAAUUGGUCUCGCGCUGACCAGGUUAGACACAGAAAUGACAGCACCAUCCUACACUAUUGCAGUUCAGUUUGAGAAGCCUUUCAAUCUGCCUAGAGAUGGGGUAGUAGUGCUGGAUAUUUCUAUGAAAAAGGACACGCGCUCUGGUCCAAGUCAAGUCGGAAGUUACAGUGUGAGUGUUGAAAACUCUGGUAUAAAAUACGCGAGCAUUUCAGUACAGCCUUCAAAAGUUAAACCCAAAACAGACAAGAUAAACAUAAGCUUUCUUAAAUCAUUGUGCUCUAUAAAAGUAAGCAAAGAUGAAAUUUACCAAAUGCUAAAGCAUUUUGGAUUUAAAUAUGGACCGUGCUAUGCCAUUUUGAAUAAAGCCUUGAUGAACAAUGAUGCAUGCUUUACCAAAAUGACAAUUCCUAAGUCAAUAGUUGAAGAGAUGUCUGGUACAGUUCUUCACCCCUCUAUUAUUGAUGCCAUGAUUCAAACAUCUGUCAUAUUGAUGGACAGAUCAGCAGAAUCUAACUCUCUUCUGCCAAGAGCAAUUGGUGCAAUGACUGUGUACAUGCCUGCAGAGAUGGAGAUGUACAUCCACACCAAAAAGAAAGGCACACACGGAAGACUAACGCACUAUGAUGUUACCUUAAUAACCAUGGAAGGCGAAAUAGUGGCACGCAUGAAUGACCUUGCUCACACGUCGCUCAUCACGUCUGCAGAAGAAGUGGACAACAUUUACACGGACGUGUGGAAAGAGAUGAAGACUGACUAUCCAAAUUUGGACAAACAAGACCCUCAGAGCAUGCCUUUGUUUAUCACAGAUUGGAUUCCCGAUAACACAGCUUCUUAUCAACAAAAUCGAUGUAUACUUUUUGAUACGCUGAAAGACUUGGAAGAAACAACCAGCCAAAUCACACAAACAGCAGUCGAUGCUUGUAAUUCUAUGAUCCUAAUUUUAACAAACACAACCGUAGAUGAUUCUGAGACAGAAGAAUGUAUUCUAAACAAGACGCUGAACACUUGUAUGGUUCUUCGCCAUUUGUACUUACUGUCUUCUCAACAGAAAUCUAACAAACCUAUUUUUAUAAUAACCAAAGGAGCGCAUCCAAACCCAGUGUCCUGUGUAACGCCAGUCCGAGUUAACCCAGUCAUGACAGCUCUCUGGGGAAUGUUCAGGUGCUGCCUCUGGGAACCUUUCGCCCAAAAAGCCAUCGCUCUGGACCUUCACCUUCCUGAUGAUUCCAUCUCUUUUGAUUUUCUCGGCGCAGUCUCCAAAUUUUUUAUUAAAAAUGAAACUCUGCUGAGCUACCCCGAAUGGAUAGUUACAGAGGACAAGCUAUACUUCAAUCAUGUAGUUCCAGUAGAUGCUACCACUCGGGUAGCGAAAUACAGAAUUAACAAGGUGGAUAAAGACACAGAUGUAGCCUUCUUCAGGCAAGAAGCAAGAUCUGUUGAAGACGUAUUUUGUGUACUUCAAAAACAAGAACUCCAUCAAACAGGUGACAGCUCCCAUGUUUUAUUUAAACCUACAGAAGCUGUUUUGAUAAAUGAUAACAUGACUGACAUCAACGAAUCUUUCCAUUCUACGAAAAAUAAACCUGGAUUGGAAUGUGAUGGAAACAUCGUGCGCUGUUUUGAAAGUGUUGGAAAAAUAAUUCAAGACAAAAACACUGGUAUAAAAGCUGUUUCAUGUUACCCUAUGCACGUAGCAUCAACAAUGAACAUACCCCAGGAAUGUGUCAUUGAGGCUAAUCUGCUGCCCAAUUACAAGCCUGGUCACCUUGUUCAGAUGAUGCUACUUUGGAGUUUAAGCCACAAAAUAAAAGAAGAUGAAAUAACUAUACUUACAGAUGAGCCGACAGAGCCAUUUGCAAAAGCCCUUGAGCUUCUUCUAAAAAGUAGACGAAACUGCAUUGUGAAUAUAGCUAGACUAGAAAGCGUGCAGAACUCUAGUCCACUACAGGGGGCGCUGGUUGCCUUAACACUGCUCACAUCUGACAUGGUUUCCAUAAUGAAUCUUCAAAACCUUGCUCGGGUUGUUAGUUUUUCAACCCUGAUGGACAGCUCAAGCAGAACCUGUGUUUCUUUCUUGGCACCAGACGCUGACGUAGACAUUGUUGAUGUGGCUCUACUCUUCACUCCUAGAAAAAUGAUGAAAAUUGUGCCUGAGAUUAAAGCAUUCGCCACAGAAAAUCAGCAAGUUAUUUCAGAUGUGUUAAAAAUUUUGAAUCCUACUGCCAAUGGCAACUCAACUAAAGUUAGACGUUGUCUCCAAGAAUUUCUGAACGUUCAGGUUCUGAAGCUGGAGCCUGUGCAAGUGAGAGCUUAUGAGAGUGAUCUCUUCCGUAAAGACGGGGUGUACCUGGUUGUGGGAGGUUUGACAGGGCUGGGUCAAGCAACCGUGAAAUACCUGGCUGAACACGGCGCAGGUAACAUUGCAAUUUUUAACAGACGAGCAGCAGCUGAUGCAGACAGAGAAUGUUUUACAGAGCUAUGCGGACAAUAUGGUUGUCAAAUCAAGGCAUUUCAAGUAGAUGUGGCAAGUAUGGAAUCUGUUAACUGUGGAUUUGAGUCUAUUCGUGAUGAAUUUCAAGACAUUCCUGUAAGAGGCAUCUUUUGCGGAGCCGCAGUGCUGAAAGAUAAAUCUCUGCUGGAAAUGGACACAGAGUCCUUCAGAGAAGCUCUUCUCCCGAAAGUUUCCGGGGCGUGGAAUCUUCAUGUGAAAACUCUGGAAAUGCCACUCGAUUACUUCGUCUUGUUUUCAUCCGUAGCCUCAAUUUUAGGAAAUACGGGUCAAACCAACUACGGCACCGGAAAUGCUUUUGUUGAUGGUUUGGCUCACUACCGCCGGCAACAUAAUUUACCCGGCCAAAGCAUUAACUUUGGUGCUUUAGAUUUAGGACUCUUGAGAGACAACGCAUCCGCGAGAAAAUCUCUAGAAUCUAUGGGAUUUGUUAUCAUGUCGGAAGACGAGGCUUUGUCCACACUAACUUCUAUCUUGCUGCAAAACUGCGAACAGAUCAUCCCUUGUCGCUUCAACAAGGAAACAUUGCUCAAACGAAAACCGGGGGAUAUUCCAAAACGUCUGCAGUCAAUAGUUCAAGGAUCGGCAACGGACGAGGUUCGAAUCCAGGACGAUCUGUUUUUAAAGCUACACGGAACAAGCGACAUGACUCCGGAAGAAAAACAAACAACCUACACGAGUUAUCUCAUCCAGCUGGCCACACACUUACUCGGGGCAGCUGAAGGGGCCAUUCAGCCCAGUUCCAACCUGUAUGACUUCGGUCUGGACUCCAUCGUAUCGAUGACGCUGAUCAAUCGAAUCUUUCAAGAUGCGGGGUGUAAGCUGCAUCCUGUGGUGUUUUUCACUGGAGGGGCCGUGGUGGAAAACAUCGCAAGACAAAUGGCGCAGUCACAACCCAGUCAUUAAGUGUAGCUUAUACCUUUUUUUUUUGCUAUUUUUUGCAUCAUAAUUAUGUAUACCCAAAAAUUGACAGUUUUCACGAACUUUUCACUUGAAAAAUCAAAUAAAUAAAAAAAAAGAUUUGUUACUUUCACUAUUCAUGUUCAGCAAUCUUACAUAUCACGAGAUUUUAAAAAAUGUGUUAGAGAUCAGGUUAUUCUUUAAAAAACAGUAGGUAUGAUUAUUUCAUCUCUAUUUAGGAAUGUUUUUGCUAUAUAUAAUUCUUAUACGAUUAAUAUAUUUUAGUAUGUCUAUUUUGUAAACUAUUUACUUUUUAUGCAGCAAGAAUGUUUUUAAAUUAACGUUGUUGUUGGAUUUAUCUGUAAAUGUAUUAAAUUCAUGAAGUUAUAGAAAAAAAAUUAAUAAAUUAAUUUCUCUACUACUUAAUCACCCAUUUGAUUUUCUGAAAAAACUUGGUUAACUAAUUGAAUUUCUCUAUAAAUGUGUUAACUUUUUAAAUUCCUCAGUAAUUUUAAUAUCGAUUUGAGUUUCUUCAAAAAUGGUCUAAAUGAAUAUCUCUAUAAAUCCAUAUUAAUUUCUCUGUAAAUGUAUUUACUGGUUGAAUUUCCCUGUACGUGUAACAACUACUUGAAUUACUCUAUACAUGUAUUAACUGGUUGAAUUUGUCUAUAAUACUUUUGUUCAUGUGCAUUUCUUCAAAAAUAGUUUAAGUAAUGAAUUUUCACAUAUCAGAAUGUAUCAAAAUCCCGAAACAAUAAACAAUAUUUUAUUGUCUAAACAUAAAUUAGAGUCAAUUAUAGAACAUAUAAUUGAAGACUUGAAUAUUUAAGUUUCAAUUUUUUUAAACGUUGUUCUGUGUACUUAAUAGAUUUUUAAAUAAUUGCAUUUUAAUUGCUUUUAUAAGUAAUUUUUUUUAUUACGUAGGAUGAUUUUUUUUUUCUUCUUCACAUUUUCACUUGAUUCAUUUAUUUACAAAAUAUAGCACUCAUCCAACACAAGCAUGAUGCAGCACAAUAAAUUUAUUUAUUAUUUUAGAGCCUGCAGCAUUUUUUUUAUGAUUCUGUGUUUUCUAUGCAAGAUUUGUUGUUUAGAAGUGUCUUAAUGUUAGUGAGUUGUAAACGUCUAUGUAAUCAAAUGAUAAAUUUUUACUUCACUUUUCCGUUAAUAAUGUUUUCUUCGCUGUUUUAAAACAAUCUGAAGAUUACAUUUUUUUGGGUGCUCUAAACAUAAUUAUCACCACAGCCUAUCAAAACAUUGACGUAUUGAAGUAAAUCUAAAACUGUGUUAACCUUUGCGUGUGAGAAAAAAAAACUAUAUCAAAAGAUUUAUUUUUCUUUUUGAUCAAGUUAAAAUUUGAAAGCAACAUAUUUUUUUACUGUUUUUCUGGCAUUAAACUGAAUAAAGUUAUCACAUUGA